Porites lobata is the source of this 537-nucleotide messenger RNA. The record is from the annotation of a GenBank genome assembly. NCBI's taxonomy places the organism in Eukaryota, Metazoa, Cnidaria, Anthozoa, Scleractinia, Poritidae.
UAUUAUCAUUUCUGCGAGUUCCCUCAACUGCCAGUCGCAGUAUAUCCAUUCAACAACGAAACUGGCGUAAAAGAUGUCUCGCCGCACAAGGGAGAAGGUAUCUCAAAAGGCACCCUAUUCUCCCAAGGCAUUCAUGGUGAGCUAGGUGGUUCCAUUGAAGUCCAGGGCCACUCGGAUUCCUACAUCGAGUUAACCAACACCGGAAACCUGGACACGAAGGUCUCCAUCACCAUCUUGCUGUACGUGUACCCGUUAGGGAGGUCUGGUCCUAUUGUAAACUAUAAGAGAGAUGGUCACGGAGUCCAGAUUUAUGAGACUAGCCGCAAUGGUAAAGGGACUCUAGGCGCACGAAUCAACCCUCGCGAUACCGUGAGGUAUCAACCUGAAGUCUACAAGGCUAGAAUCCUUGGGUUUAACAAGUGGCAAUUCAUUGGAGUGACUUAUAAUGGUUCCUCAGGGGUUGUUAAAUUGUGGCACGAAGGACAGGCAGUUGCUUCUCGCCGUUAUGAUAGGCUGGCUGAUAUCGCUACGCAGUUU